Messenger RNA from Nezara viridula (southern green stink bug), 743 nucleotides. The record is from the annotation of a GenBank genome assembly. NCBI's taxonomy places the organism in Eukaryota, Metazoa, Arthropoda, Insecta, Hemiptera, Pentatomidae.
GUUAAAGUAUCGAUAAUAUUUUAAAUAAAAUUAGUGUCAAUUCACUGAAAUGCAGUAAAUAUUUUCAAAGAGCUACCAAAAAUAAAAUUUUAGCAUGUCGAAAUUAUACUCGCGUAUUUGUGGAGUAUUGGAGAAAUUUGUUCCCAGCAGCUUGAAGCCUUUAUGGAACCACCCCGCAGGACCUAAAACAAUAUUUUUCUGGGCUCCCGCUGUGAAAUGGGGGCUGGUGGUGGCGGGGCUGGGCGACGUCCAGAGGCCGGUGGAGAAGGUGAGCGCCAAGCAGUACGGGGCCCUCGCGGUCACCGGCCUCAUCUGGUCCAGGUACUCCGUGGUCAUAGAGCCCAAGAACUGGAGCCUCCUGGCCGUCAACCUCCUCGUCUCCCUCACCUCCGGCUACCAGGUCGUCAGGGCGCUCAGUUCCAGUAAAAGAAAAUAACUGCUCUGUAGUUUUCCCGAAAAGGAAAAUCCCAAAGAGGGGAAGGAACAAAGGAUAUGUUUUGGCUAGAGUUGGUGUUUGGCUGAGGUGAAGAGAGAAUGGGAGAAGUGAUCCUGGCUCCAGUGGGUAAAAGCCCAAUAAUAGUACUACCAUCUUGGAAGUUGUGUUUGGCAGAAGAUCGGAAAGUAUUUCAAGACGAGUGAAUUUAAAUUUAGUGCAACAAAGGAAGAAACAGUAUCUAUAGAAAAAAGGUACCAAAUGAGUAAUGCUGAAUCUAAUGACCCAAAAAAGAAGAAAUAACAAGGUG